AUGGCCCAGCCUCUGCUGCUGGCUCUCUGGCUGGCUCUGGGAGUGGCCCUCAGUGUGGCCACUGUGACCCCCGCAGGCACCAGCGAGCCCCCUACCGCGCCGACCGUGGCCCCCACGGAGGCCGAGACCCUGCAGAGCGAGGCGGACAACCAGGAGAACGUCCUGUCUCAGUUGCUGGGCGACUAUGACAAGGUCAAGGCUGUGUCCGAGGGCUCCGACUGCCAGUGCAAAUGCGUGGUGAGACCCAUGGGCCACGACGCCUGCAAGAGGGUCAACGCCGGGGCCUCCAGGAAGGAGGACUUCUACACCGUGGAGACCAUCUCCUCCGGCCCGUCCUGCAGGUGCGCCUGCGUCGCUCCGCCCUCCGCCCUCAACCCCUGCGAGGGGGACUUCCGGCUCCAGAAGCUCCGGGAGGCCGACAGCCGCGACUUGAAGCUCGCCACCGUCAUAGACAUGCUGGAGGGCGCGUUCUACGGCCUGGACCUCCUGAAGCUGCAUUCGGUCACCACCAAGCUGGUGGGGCGAGUGGACAAACUGGAGGAGGAAGUUUCUAAAAACCUCACCAAGGAAAACGAGCAGACCAAAGAGGACGCGGGAGGAGUCCGCGCGGAGGCGAACCAGCGAGGAGGCGGGGAGAACUGCUCCCGGGCCGCGGCCCCGCUCCCGGGGGCGGAGGCAGGCUCGGCCCUGCAGAGGGACGCGGCCGCCUACGCCCACCCCGAGUAUGAAGAGGAGUUUCUGCGGGAGGAGACCGUGUCCCAGCACGUCAACGCCAUCGAGCUCCUGCGGACGCAGCCCCUGGCUCCGCCCGAGCUGGUGCGGCCACGGCAGCCCGUCCAGAGGCAGCUGUCCCUGAGGGGCCGGCCGGCCUCCAAGCCUGCCGUCAUCCGGGGCAUCACCUACUACAAAGCCCAGGACCCCGAGGACGAGAACGACAUCGAAGAGCAGCGAAGGUGCAAGGACACGCUGUCCACCAUCACGGGGCCCACCACCCAGAACACGUUCGGGCGGAGCGAGGGCGCCUGGAUGAAGGACCCGCUGGCCAGCGACGAGCGCAUCUACGUCACGGACUCGGCGUACGGCAGCACGCUGGUGGAGUUCCGGAACCUGGACAACUUCCGGCAGGGCCGCUGGAGCAACUCGUACAAGCUGCCCUACAGCUGGGCGGGCACGGGCCACGCGGUGUACGGCGGCGCCUUCUUCUACAGCCGCGCCUUCGCCCGCACCCUCAUCAAGUACGACCUGCGCCGCCGCUUCGUGGCCGCCUGGGCCCUGCUGCACGACGUGGCCUACGAGGAGGCCGCGCCCCGCAGCUGGCAGGGCCGCUCCGACGUGGACUUCGCCGUGGACGAGAACGGGCUGUGGCUCAUCUAUCCCGCCCUGGACGAGGAGGGCCUGGGCCAGGAGGUGAUCGUGCUGAGCAAGCUCAACGCGGCGGACCUGAGCACCCGGAAGGAGACGACGUGGCGCACGGGGCUGCGGCGCAGCCUGUACGGCCACUGCUUCGUCAUCUGCGGCGUGCUGUACGCCGUGGACAGCCACCGCCAGCGCAACGCCAGCAUCUCCUACGCCUUCGACACGCACACCAACACGCAGAUCGUGCCGCGGCUGCUGUUCGAGAACGAGUAUUCCCACACCACGCAGGUCGACUACAACCCCAAGGACCGGCUGCUCUACGCCUGGGACAACGGCCACCAGGUCACCUACCACGUCAUUUUCGCCUACUGA
Messenger RNA from Pipistrellus nathusii (Nathusius's pipistrelle), 1728 nucleotides. The record is from the annotation of a GenBank genome assembly. NCBI's taxonomy places the organism in Eukaryota, Metazoa, Chordata, Mammalia, Chiroptera, Vespertilionidae.